AUGCACACUCUAGCUGCCGGCCAUGGCCGACUGGCGUCAAAAACAGCAGGGAGUUUUUAUUUGGCGCUUUAUCACUGGUCCCGAGUAGGAUGUGUGAGCUCAAAAGGAGGUCAAACACGAUCGAAACAUAGUGAUGCGAACGAAAAACCAUGUCCACAUCGAACAGCUCCCUCCUCGGUCAAUGGCAAUAGCCUUCGGGGCAUUAUGCGCUGUCUUCCUCAUUCUGUAGUUAUCUUGACAUCUACGAGUCUUAAAGCGCGCAAGGAUAUCGAAGACCUCUUACAUGGAGCAAAGGAGACGCUUAGUAGUCUGGAGAACGAAGAGCUAGGAGCUCCAGAAGACGGCUCGGAGACUCUUGGGACUCUCCAGGAUGGGUUCUCAAUAGAGUGGUACCGCAAAUCAAUAGGAGCACUGGAACGGAAACUUGCAAAAACGUCUCCAAAAUAUCCCGAAGAUUACCGAGGGAUGACUCUGUCAUCUUUCACUUCAGUCAGCCUCAAUCAUGCCCGGCCGGCAAUCUCAUUCAAUGUACGCACACCAUCAGCGACACUAGACGCUCUAUUCCACAAUGGAACAUUCUUAAUACACAUUCUCGAGGCAAAUAAAGCUGGAGCAGACCUUGCGGCCCGCUUUUCCCGCGGUGAUGGCAGCAGUGUAUCGGGCUUCGAAGGAUUGGACAUUCAUCCAUUACCUACUCAGGCGCAUCUUCCACAAAACAAUAUCAUGUUACCUAUGAUCAGAUCGCCAGCUGUCAGGCGUGUCUUACUUUGUAACAAGUAUGAUUGGAUAGAUAGCCGUGGCCACCCUCAUGCAACAAUUAGAAUAGAUGAUCAUGCUAUUGUGCACGGAAGAGUGGCACACAUAUACAAUCGUAAUGGAAUCGAAUGCAAUCCAACGGACACCCCCGAGAAGGAAGGCUGGCACGGUCUAGGUUAUGUGGAAGUAGAUCUCAAAAUCGCAUCGUCUCAAUCCAUGACACGAGUCCCUCGAUCUCCGAACAACAAAGCUCCAGACUGUACCCCAGUGGUACUCCUUUGGUUAGCUAUUAAAACCGAGAAUGCUGAGCAUCACCCCUUCGGGAAGACCAUAGGGCUCGAGUUAUUUGUUAGAUACCCAAAUCGCAUAGAAUCCAUUCUGAUUUGA
Messenger RNA from Glarea lozoyensis ATCC 20868, 1143 nucleotides. Its product is annotated as FMN-binding split barrel. NCBI's taxonomy places the organism in Eukaryota, Fungi, Ascomycota, Leotiomycetes, Helotiales, Helotiaceae. The coding region runs from base 1 to 1143 and encodes 380 amino acids. The record is from RefSeq and is a predicted model, not a curated record. The transcript has 5 exons. Gene Ontology annotation, molecular function: FMN binding; riboflavin reductase (NADPH) activity.